This is a messenger RNA of Thlaspi arvense, 468 nucleotides long. Lineage: Eukaryota; Viridiplantae; Streptophyta; Magnoliopsida; Brassicales; Brassicaceae. The record is from the annotation of a GenBank genome assembly.
AUCGAGUAUAUUGUGUCGGAGAGGUUAUUUGAGAGUCUCUCCUCGGAAGAGCAAAAGCUUUGGCACUCUCAUGACUAUGAGAUUCAAACAGGUCUUCUAGUAGCUCCAAGGGUCCCUGAGCUUGUAGCUAAGCCUGAGCUUCAAAAUAUAGCAAAAACUUAUGUAAAUUGGCAGACUGAUCGCUGUUUUUUUGUUUAUAAUUUACGUAAAAACGGAGAUAAAUUGCCACUAGGUGCACCAUCACUCAUGAUGUCACCACAAGACGUGAAUAUGGGGAAGAUCAAGCCAGGACUGUUGAAGAAACGUGACGAUGAAUAUGGAAUGUCGACAGAAUCUUUGAAGAAAAGUCGAGCUGGGAUUGUGGGACUGGAGAGGAAAAAUCCGAUGGCUGAUUAUUGGGUUCAUCACGGAAAAGGAUUAGCGGUUGAUAUAAGAGAGACAUAUAUGAAGAAAUGUGCUCCUUUCCCA